AUGUCGUGGAGGUAUGAUCCAAGACAAGGAGGGGAUCCCCCCGGACCAGCAAAGGCUCAUCUCCGCAGGCAAGCACCUCGAGGACGGCAGUACGCUUGCGGACUAAACAUCCAGAAGGAGUCGACUCUCCACCUCGUCCUCCGUCUCCGCGGUGGCAUGCAGAUCUUCGUGAAGACCCUCACGGGGAAGACCAUUACUCUGGAGGUUGAGAGCUGGGACACUAUAGACAACGUGAAAGCAAAGAUUCAAGACGAGGGGAUCCAGCAAAGGCUAAUCUUCGCCGGGAAACAGCUAGGAGUCGACUCUCCCACCUUAAGCAUCACACUAAGGAAACUG
This is a messenger RNA of Musa acuminata subsp. malaccensis (wild Malaysian banana), 336 nucleotides long. NCBI's taxonomy places the organism in Eukaryota, Viridiplantae, Streptophyta, Magnoliopsida, Zingiberales, Musaceae. The record is from RefSeq and is a predicted model, not a curated record.